AUGGCCUGGCAAAGCAACUCUAAAAUUCCCGACGGUGAGUUCACGGCCGUGGUCUACGGGCUCAUCCGCGACUCCCGCUACUCAGAGGCGGUGCAGCUGCUGGCCGCCGAGCUGCAGAGGAGCCCCCGCAGCCGCGCCGGGCUGUCGCUGCUGGCCUACUGCUACUACCGCCUGCAGGAGUUCGAGCUCGCUGCAGAGUGCUAUGAGCAGCUGAGCCAGAUGCACCCGGAACUCGAGCAGUACCGCCUCUACCAGGCCCAGGCGCUGUACAAGGCCUGCCUGUAUCCCGAGGCCACGCGGGUCGCCUUCCUCCUGGACAACCCCACCUAUCAGACUCGCGUCCUUCGUCUCCAGGCUGCUAUCAAGUACAGCGAGGGCGACCUGCCAGGAGCCAGGAGCCUGGUGGAGCAGCUGCUGAGUGGGGAAGCUGGAGAAGACAGUGGAGGGGAGAAUGACCCAGAUGGUUUGGUCAACAUGGGCUGUCUGCUCUACAAGGAGGGACACUAUGAAGCUGCCUGUUCCAAGUUCUUUGCAGCCCUGCAGGCCUCUGGCUACCAGCCUGAUGUAUCUUACAAUCUGGCUUUAGCUUGUUACAGCAACAGGCACUAUGCCCCUGCUCUGAAGCAUAUUGCCAACAUCAUAGAGAGAGGCAUCCGUCAGCACCCAGAGCUAGGUGUGGGCAUGACCACCGAAGGCAUUGAUGUUAGAAGUGUUGGCAACACCGUAGUCCUUCACCAGACGGCACUGGUCGAAGCCUUCAACCUCAAGGCAGCCAUAGAGUACCAACUGAGAAACUACGAGGCGGCCCAGGAAGCCCUCACUGACAUGCCGCCCAGGGCAGAGGAAGAGUUGGACCCUGUGACCCUGCACAACCAGGCUCUGAUGAACAUGGAUGCCAGACCUACGGAGGGGUUUGAGAAGCUCCAGUUCCUGCUGCAGCAGAACCCCUUUCCCCCGGAGACCUUCGGCAACCUGCUGCUUCUCUACUGUAAAUAUGAGUACUUUGACCUGGCAGCUGAUGUCCUGGCAGAGAAUGCCCAUUUGACGUACAAGUUCCUCACGCCCUAUCUCUAUGACUUCUUGGAUGCCAUGAUCACUUGCCAGACGGCUCCCGAAGAGGCUUUCAUAAAGCUGGACGGGCUGGCUGGCAUGCUGACUGAGCAGCUCAGGAGACUCACUAAGCAAGUUCAGGAAGCAAGACACAACAGAGAUGAUGAAAUUGUCAUAAAAGCCGUGAAUGAAUACGAUGAAACUCUCGAGAAGUAUAUCCCUGUCCUGAUGGCCCAGGCAAAAAUCUACUGGAAUCUGGAAAACUAUCCCAUGGUGGAGAAGAUCUUCCGCAAAUCUGUGGAAUUCUGCAAUGACCAUGAUGUGUGGAAGCUGAAUGUGGCCCACGUCCUCUUCAUGCAGGAAAACAAGUACAAAGAGGCCAUCAGCUUCUAUGAGCCCAUCGUCAAGAAGAACUACGACAACAUCCUGAGCGUCAGCGCCAUUGUCCUAGCCAACCUCUGUGUCUCCUACAUCAUGACAAGUCAGAAUGAGGAAGCCGAGGAGCUGAUGAGGAAGAUUGAGAAGGAGGAAGAACAACUCUCCUAUGGUGACCCAGACAAGAAAAUCUACCACCUCUGCAUUGUGAACUUGGUGAUAGGAACACUCUACUGUGCCAAAGGGAACUAUGACUUUGGUAUCUCCAGGGUAAUCAAGAGCCUGGAGCCUUACCAUAAAAAGCUAGGAACUGAUACGUGGUAUUAUGCCAAACGAUGCUUCCUGUCCUUGCUAGAAAACAUGUCAAAACACAUGAUCGUGCUUUGCGACACUGUUAUUCAAGAAUGUGUCCAGUUUCUAGAGCACUGUGAACUUUAUGGCAGAAACAUCCCUGCUGUUAUAGAACAGCCUUUGGAGGAAGAGAGAAUGCACACUGGAAAGAAUACAGUCACAUAUGAGUCCAGACAGUUGAAAGCAUUGAUUUAUGAGAUCAUAGGGUGGAAUGUGUAGUAAUAUCCGUUAACGACUUUUUUUAUAAAAGCUUUGUUAUCUUGGCAUUGUGUUUUAUGUGUAAGCAUUAGCAUUUUCACACAUUUUAUAAGCUGUACCUUGUUUACAUGUCUAUUCAAUUAGAUACAGGUUUUCCUGAUGAGAAACUUCACCAAUGAACAUAAUAAACGAUUCCAGAAACCUGUAUUUCAGUUUUCAGAACUGAAUGGAGGAAGGACCUUCUGAAAGAGCUGAUUAUAUCUGCAUUCUUUCAUUGGUAUUUCAUUGUUUAUUUUGUUUGUGAAGAUCAAUGCAUCCAUGGAGGAAAUGCGUGGACUCAGAACCGUAGUUAUCGUCCAUUUGGGCUUUGGAGGGAGUUUUAGGGAAUCUGUACCCUGCCUCUGUUUACCCUCACCAUGAUUUCAUUUGUAGUGGAGAAGUUUUGCACCCUGGUCGAUUUUAAAGAUUUUGUUUUGUUUUGUGGGGUUUUAGGGGUUUUGUUUUUGUUUAGAAGAGAAGUAAUGUUUGACAAAUGUUUUAAUGUUCUCAGUGGUUUUUCUUAGAAGAUGCAAAAUUCAAUGUGAAAUUUUAUCCCUAAGUAAAAGUGUAGUCCUGUGGUUUGAUGAUAAUAAAUAAUUGACAAAUAUCUGUUAUUUUACUGUUCAUAAUUGACUAUUGUCAAUAAUACAAGUGAUUUUAAAAGUCAAUAUUUAAUUCCAAUACUUAUGUAGCAAAUUAGAUAUGUUAUUGCUGGGGUUUCUUCUAAUAGCAUCUUGGGAAAGAGAAAUAUACUUUAGUUUUUUGACAUUACUGAAGUCUCUUUUGAAAUUGAUUCCAUUUAAAUAUUGCUAUAUGAAAUGAUAUAUUUUUAAAUUAUAACAAAACUAUCCUGCACUAUUUUUUUUUCAUUUGUUUUACCAGUUUCAUGGCCACAAUCUUCCCAGUUAGUUCUCAGGGGAAUCCCAUGGGUUUUGCUCCUCAUGCAUUAUAUUUCCCACAAACAUAAAGGACUUUUAAUGGUGUUUUCCUCAGCCCUGUUGUCCUUUUGUUCUUAAUAACGUCAUUCUGUCGUAGAGAACAUCAAAAACAUUAGGUUUUGAAAGUUUUUAACCCACAAAACGAGCAAAUUUUUGUGACCCAACAGCGUUGUACUGAGAAGUAAAGAUUGUUGCUAUAAUGAAAUACUUUUCUUCCCCAGAAGGAAUGAAUCAUAUGUAAAAUGGAGUUGCAUGUAUAUAUGCGGUAUGACAUAUAUACAUUCACACAAUGAUCGCUUUAGGUUG
Chionomys nivalis (European snow vole) is the source of this 3257-nucleotide messenger RNA. RefSeq names its product tetratricopeptide repeat protein 30A2-like. The record is from RefSeq and is a predicted model, not a curated record. The transcript has a single exon. Gene Ontology annotation, cellular component: axonemal microtubule; intraciliary transport particle B. The coding region runs from base 1 to 1995 and encodes 664 amino acids. NCBI's taxonomy places the organism in Eukaryota, Metazoa, Chordata, Mammalia, Rodentia, Cricetidae. Gene Ontology annotation, biological process: intraciliary transport. Gene Ontology annotation, molecular function: intraciliary transport particle B binding; protein binding.